AUGAUUAUCUUCAGGGACGCCCUCACUGACAGCAAGGAUGAGCUCCUCUCCGACUCCUUCAAGCUAAAGGAGGUUGAUGGAAUCGCCUACGAAGCUGACUGCGCUAUGAUUGAAAUUGGUGCCGUCGAUGUCGACACUGGCGCUAACGCCUCUGCCGAAGACGCUGACGAGGGUAUUGACGACUCUGCUCAGAAGGUCAACAACAUCAUCCACUCCUUCCGUCUCCAGCCUACUAGCUUCGACAAGGCCUCGUAUCUCUCGUACCUAAAGGGUUACAUGAAGAAGCUUGCCAAGCACAUCAAGGACAAGGGUGCUUCUGACGAGGAGGUCAAGGAUUUCCAGACCAAGGCUCAGGGCUUCGCAAAGAAGAUUGUCAGCAACUUCAAGGACUACGAGUUCUACACUGGUGAGAGCAUGGAUGUUGACGGAAUGGUUGUCCUUCUCAACUACCGUGAUGAUGGUGUUACCCCCUAUGUCACCAUCUGGAAGCACGGUCUGGACGAGAUGAAGGUUUAA
Messenger RNA from Daldinia childiae, 516 nucleotides. RefSeq names its product Translationally-controlled tumor protein like protein. Gene Ontology annotation, cellular component: cytoplasm. The transcript is spliced from 5 exons. Gene Ontology annotation, molecular function: calcium ion binding. NCBI's taxonomy places the organism in Eukaryota, Fungi, Ascomycota, Sordariomycetes, Xylariales, Hypoxylaceae. The record is from RefSeq and is a predicted model, not a curated record. Bases 1 to 516 code for a protein of 171 amino acids.